GGACGGCGUGGCGGGCGCCGGCCUGCUGCCGCGCGCCGACUCGGAGCACUUCUCGCUCGACGCGUGCGAGUCCCCUGGCAGGUCCGAGGACCACGCCGCGCGCGCCGCAGAGACGUUUUGCUCCGAGUGGCAGUUCGACAUUAUGAACAGCCUCCCGCGCAACAAGGCGCUGGAACUCGUGGAGCACCUGCGGCUCAUGGUGAGGGAGAAGGAGCAGGCCGGCGCCGAGGCCCGGCGGCUCCGAUUGGCCUACGCCGAGUUGGAGCAGAGGCUCGCGGGCUCUGAGCGCCGCGGGGCGAAGGACUGGCGAACCUCCGCGUGCUUCUGGCUGUGCCUCCCCGCCCCUCGGCCUGGCGCUGUUUGCCGGGUUGCUCGUCUCGAUGGGCGUCCUGCUGCUCCCCGCGGCCGUCGACUGCGCCCCCUGCUCGCCCGCGCCGCCGCCGCGGGACAACCUCAGUGA
Prorocentrum cordatum is the source of this 460-nucleotide messenger RNA. Lineage: Eukaryota; Dinophyceae; Prorocentrales; Prorocentraceae. The record is from the annotation of a GenBank genome assembly.